This is a messenger RNA of Pseudovirgaria hyperparasitica, 3232 nucleotides long. RefSeq lists its product as uncharacterized. NCBI's taxonomy places the organism in Eukaryota, Fungi, Ascomycota, Dothideomycetes, Acrospermales, Acrospermaceae. Gene Ontology annotation, molecular function: RNA binding. Bases 148 to 3093 code for a protein of 981 amino acids. Gene Ontology annotation, biological process: positive regulation of translation. Gene Ontology annotation, cellular component: cytosol; cytoplasmic stress granule. The record is from RefSeq and is a predicted model, not a curated record. The transcript is spliced from 2 exons.
CCUUCACCUCUCCGGACACACAGUCACAGGCUGUGUUGUUCGGUGUCUCUCGCUCAAGCUCUAGUCUGAGAUCACUCAUCACUACCAAGGUCAAUCGAAAGACCUGGUAGACCUCACCGCUUGCGGCUAAUUGCCUCUCAUAUUGGCAUGGCCACUACCUCCCACCGUUCAUCCAGCGACACGACUGGAACUAUGAGCUCCUUUUCAUAUGCACAAGCCGCGAAAGGCAUCUCUUCGACAUCAGCAUCAGCAGCACCUACGGCCAAAGCAUCGUCUGGGUCAAUAACACCCGCAAAGGAUGCCACACCGUCCAGUAACACUCUGCCAACAAACCCACCAGUCGUGAAUAAUGUGGAAGAUGAUACCGCUGCAGCUUCACUGAAAAGAGUUCAGAAAGAACUGGAAAAGUCUUCUGGUAAAGAGCCGCAAGCCAAUGGCGUCGCUCCUCAAACCCAGCCCAAUAUCCAGCAACGGAGUCAAAUUUCGGGUCCUGCAUCACCGGAAUUCGGUGGCACUGCAUCAUCAUCCACUCUUGGGAAAGACGAUGAUGUUUCGUCAUUAGCCAACGCCUCAUCUGAGUCAACAUGGGAGAACAAGUCCCAGGGCUCUGCAGCGGUAGAGAAGUCUGCUGAUCAAGGUGCAAGUCAAGAAGAGAAGUCUAAGAAGGGCCAGUCAAAGGAAAAGACUCAGCAGAAGCCUUUGCAUGAAGCACCUCCUCCAACAGUCAACAUUUGGAAGCAGCGUGCAUCUGAGUUUGCCAAGCCCUCUGCUCUUCCCCAGGCUCCUAAAAAGGGCCCGGUCAGUGUCCCAGCCGUACCAAGCAUACCGUCGAUGAAAGCUUCGACAGAGAAGACCAAUGAUGCGAUUAAGCCAGAGACUAGAAGAAAGAGUAAGCAUCCAACUGGGCCGGAAGGCACUUAUUUAAGAUCCGCUGGCCGGAGAGAAAAAGGACAAAAUGCUAACAUUGAUGCGCGUACUCAAGUGGACGACAAAGCAGGGCAAGGACGCCGAGAUACGCGAACUAGUAAAGUACCUCACAAAGAAGAUCCUUCGAAUGUCGCAGCUCCUUUACCACCAACCAGAGACGAACAGUCUUGGCCGACUGUUGAAACCGCACAGGAUGAGGACAAAAAGAAGGCUGUCAGCAAGCCUGAAAAGGAUGUGAAAGACCGUACCACCACGGCAUCUCGUACACACGGUAAGAAUGAGUGGGUGUCCAUGCCAUAUACACCCACAGUUGUGUUCAAUACACCAUUGCCCAAUCCUGGAAACAGAAGAGGAGGUGCUCGCGGUGGAAGUCGUGGUGGCGCUACAGCGUCGUCACGAGGUGGUGCCUACAACAACACCUCUGGUAGUCCUGAAAAAGAGUCUACAGGUGGCCCGACCCCAUACAACGGCGAUGCUACCAAGCGAGAAAGAAGCGAUGGAGCCAGCGCGCGAGACAUCACCCCGGAGAAGUCACGCCGCGCCACCAGUGCCGGUCCUCAUUACAAGGAUGGGAAGACCUCGAGUGGCUCAAAUGAGCGCAGUGACCGUACGUUCAAGUUUGCCGAUGCUCCGAAUGGAUAUCGGAACAGUGCCGCAGAGGGUGUAGGUUUCCCAUCUCCUGGACCUACCCAAAGUGGUCAAGGGUCAAAACAAGCCAUGCCUAACCGCCAGAGGGCUUCCCGCAAGUUCGAAUCCACGUCUGCCGAAAAGGGACGAGACGAUCUCUCCUCUUCGAUGAAUGACAUCGCAGCGACUCAAGAAUCACGAAACGCCGGUGCCUCAACAUCAGAUCGUCCGGAAGCUGCGUACAGAAAGCAGUCUACAGCAGUAGAGACCUCAUUCCCUCCGGCUAAGCAUGGCUCAGGUGAGCGACGCAACGGACAAUUUGGCUCCGUGUCUGGGAGGGAGCGUGGCGAAGGUAGAGGACGUGGCAGUAUGCGUGGUGGACGGGGUGCAACCAACUCUUUCAACCAUCAUGGAGCCCAUGGCUUCACGAAUGGACAUACCUCUGGAAUGCAGCCAGGCCAGUAUACGUACCCUCGCUCGCCGUCCUUCUCUGAGGGAACAUCUUAUUUUGGGCCUCCGCCCCAAGGAAGGUCGAUGCGUGGUGGGGGCCGACCACAGUCGAUGGUGAUGGACAGUAACUAUGGACGUUCUGCCAACGGCUAUCCUCAGAGUCAACAACUAUCACCUAUCCAGACAUUCAUUCCGGGCAUGUAUGACCAGCCGUACAUGCAAUCAAUGAGUGCAAUGCCAUACAGUCCAAUGAUGGACAAUUAUCAGCUUGUCAGCAUGAUUCAAAUGCAACUUGAAUACUAUUUCUCUGUUGAGAACCUCUGCAAGGAUAUGUUCAUGAGAAAGCACAUGGAUUCAAAGGGCUUUGUUUACCUUACGUUCAUCGCCGAUUUCAACAGAAUCAAGCAGCUCACCACAGAUCUGGAAAUGAUCAAGCUGGUGUGCUACCAGUCUCGGAUAAUCGAGUACCGCCUUGGGGUCGAUGGUAAAGACAGGCUGCGACGCCGCGAAGGCUGGGAGCAAUGGGUCUUGAGUACAUCUGAGAGAGAUUCCACCGCUCAGAAUGAUGGUCCUGACGAGCUUCAUAAUCCACCUGUGCCUCAUCCCCAGGGCCUUGAAAACAUAGGCGGCAUGCGCUACCCACCAACAAUGUCGCCGACAGGCCCAUCAAGCCCGGGAUGGCACCAGAAUGAGGUGACCUAUCAGUCAUUACAGGAUAUCUCCAACACACCGAUGGUAAAUGGACAGCACUCUCGUGUUACAGCUGAGAAUGCACAACAUGCUGAGCCUUUCUCGCCGUCCACCGCCAUUAGCCAGAACGAUCAAGUCAACACUGCAUCAAUACCGCCCGCGAUGAAUCCAGAGGCAGAUUCAUUCUCCGAUGAACAAAUUGAGGGGCUGAAGAUCAUUGUGCGUGACGUGCCAAUCUCGACCCAGCCUCUUCCUGCUACUGGCUCUUUCCACACAGCUUCUUCUCGAACGUUCUCGAACGGCUCAAUUGAUCUUCAAAACGUGUCCGAAGACAUACAUAAGUCCGAUCACCGACCCAACGGCAUCCAAGUCAACGGAGUCAAUGCGGCGCACGGGUAAGCCAGAUCAUUUGAUCACGUGCGAAUGCGAGUGCCAAUGCUCAUUGAGCCUGCAGAGAUGAUCGGAGGCCAUCGCUGAACCUCCACCGCACCCUCACUCCAACGAAACCUAUCGAGAAAGUAGAAGUCACCAGCCCUUU